CUCAGUUGUAUGCUUUAAACUAAUGAUGGCAGCUCCCUUUGGUUCUGCCAAAUCUGUUUAUCAAUCAUCAUUUCAUAUUCCAAAAAAUCCUGCAACGUUUUUGACUGUGAUAUUAUUUGUUGAAUUUUCCAUGGAUUUAUAAUCAUAAAUUCAGAGGGUUUAUGAUUAAAAAAAAAAUCUGAGAGUAUAGCUUAAUAGUGUCUCUGUUCUUCAUCACUAAUGUCUCAAAUGAUUCAUCAAAUCUCACCUUCUUCAUCAUCAGCUCCUCCUCCUAUCACCACCGCCAAUCAUUCAUCCAAUCGAAUCAGCCCCAUUGUUCUGUUCAUCAUCGUUCUCGUCUCCGUCGUCUUCUUCCUCUGCAGCAUUCUACAUUUAGCGAUCAAACACUACUUAAACAAGAAAAGGUCGAGCCUUUCUUCCUCAACGCCACAUUCCGACAACCAAAACCCGGAACUUUCAGAUUCCGACACGUACAGAAGACAGCUCCGACAGCUGUUCCAUCUCCACGAUUCAGGUCUAGACCAAUCUCUCAUCGACGCCCUUCCUGUCUUUCUCUACAAAGAAAUCAGAGGCUCCAAGGAGCCGUUCGAUUGCGCCGUCUGCCUCUGCGAAUUCACCGAGGACGACAAGCUCCGGCUGCUUCCGGUUUGCAGCCACGCCUUCCACAUCGAUUGCAUCGACACGUGGCUCCUCUCGAACUCCACGUGUCCUCUCUGCAGAGGAGCCCUUCAGGAUUUCGGUUUGGAGUUUUUCGCCGCCGCCGGAGACGACGGAGAUAGGGUGUCUCCUCCGGGGGAGAAGCCGGCGGAGAGUGGUAUCAUGAGUGGGAAGAGAGUGUUCUCAGUGAGGCUUGGGAAGUUUAGGAGCAGUAAUGUUAAUGUUAGUGAAGGAGGAGGAGAGACAAGUGGGUGUGUGAGUGUGAACAGUAGUCUUGAUAACAGGAGGUGUUUCUCAAUGGGGUCUUAUCAGUACAUAGUGGCUGAGUCUGAUCUGGUUGUGGCUUUGUGUCCUAAUAAGGAUGGUCUGAAGAGUAGUGCUGAAGGGAAGAAGUUAAACAUGAGAAGUAAAGGUGAGAGCUUUUCUGUGUCGAAGAUUUGGCAGUGGUCUAAUAAAAGAUCAAAGUUUGCUAAUCAAGGGGAAACCAAUCUGGUGGGUGCUUCCUCUUAUGCUUGUUCUGCAUCUGGUAGUGGUAGAGUUGUUGCUGGUUUGUCAUUGAAUGGGAGGAGAUUUCAAGGGCCAUAAGAUGAGAAAGGUAGGUGAAGAUCAAAGGUUAGCUAAUUUUUCUGCCGUUGAUUUAUUGAUUUUGAGUUUUUUUUCUAAAAAAAUUAUUUUGUUAACACUAUACUGUAGUGGUGGUCUUUUGUGUCUCUGUAGCUGGAUCUGUUGUGUUUUGUUGAGGGCAAUAAGCUUGUUCUUUGAUUUAUGUUAUAUGUGAUGGUUGCUUUAAUCCCCUGUUCUAAUCAAACUAUGUUCAUACA
Raphanus sativus (radish) is the source of this 1478-nucleotide messenger RNA. RefSeq names its product RING-H2 finger protein ATL47-like. Bases 220 to 1242 code for a protein of 340 amino acids. Lineage: Eukaryota; Viridiplantae; Streptophyta; Magnoliopsida; Brassicales; Brassicaceae. The record is from RefSeq and is a predicted model, not a curated record. The transcript has a single exon.